CCUCUAUCCUAACCAGCACCACUUCUUUAGUGUCAUUCCUUUCUCUAAAAAGCAAAACAAGUAUUGCUAUUUCUUCUUCUUACUAAAGCUCUCAAGUUUCUUUAAAUUUCUUCAAGAAACCAUAUACUAAAAUGGCCAUCAAAAAAUCAAUCAAGUUGUCACAAUCUCCAGUUUUGAAGCAAAUUUUAAGAAAGUGUUCGAGUUUAGGUAAGAAGCACGAAGAUCACCUUCCAAUUGACGUACCAAAAGGACAUUUUGCAGUUUACGUAGGAGAGAAUCGAACUCGAUACAUUGUACCUAUUUCUUUCUUGAGUCACCCCGAAUUUCAAUGCCUCCUUCGUUGCGCUGAGGAAGAAUUUGGGUUCGAUCAUGACAUGGGCAUCACAAUUCCUUGUGAAGAAUUCGUUUUCCAAUCACUUACUUCCAUGCUGAGAUAGUAAAGUAUUUGGAAAGAAGAAAUUAAAGAGUGAAUAUUAGGUGUUAAUUUUGGAGUGAAGAAACAUGUGUUCAACAUGAAGCAAUUUAAUUAGUCUUUUUGCUUCACUUUUUUGUAGCAUCUUUCUUCACUUUUUUAUAUAUUUAUUUAUUAUUUGUGAGUUUCCUCUAACCCUGACGUAGGAAUCACAUGAAUAUUAGUAGUGUUUUUUAUGGGUUGGUUGGAAAACUAUUUUCCCUUAGAAGUGGCGUUUUUUAAGCACCCUAUGAGAGAAGUGAAUUAUUGAAUGUGUCUGAAUAUAUUUAUAUUUGCUAUUUUUGAUACAAA
Solanum dulcamara is the source of this 763-nucleotide messenger RNA. RefSeq names its product auxin-responsive protein SAUR50-like. The transcript has a single exon. Gene Ontology annotation, biological process: response to auxin. NCBI's taxonomy places the organism in Eukaryota, Viridiplantae, Streptophyta, Magnoliopsida, Solanales, Solanaceae. The record is from RefSeq and is a predicted model, not a curated record. Bases 132 to 437 code for a protein of 101 amino acids.